This is a messenger RNA of Brassica napus (rape), 1580 nucleotides long. RefSeq lists its product as uncharacterized. The coding region runs from base 736 to 1188 and encodes 150 amino acids. The transcript has 2 exons. NCBI's taxonomy places the organism in Eukaryota, Viridiplantae, Streptophyta, Magnoliopsida, Brassicales, Brassicaceae. The record is from RefSeq and is a predicted model, not a curated record.
CUUUGCCUAAUCGGGACCAAACCCACCUAAUAUGCUUUCCAGAGAUUUCCCUUGUAACUCCUUUUAUUUCUGUUGGAGUAUUCAUAAAAUAAAAUAUAUUUAAUACAGUUAGACGCUCGUAUCCAUUGUAUAUAAUGCUUUUCUUUUGUAAUACUCCUUUCAUUCCUUAAAGUUCCAUAUUUUAAAUUUUUUACACAUCUUAAAAAACACAUUAAAUUUGCAUGAUAUUUUGUGUUUAUCUUUUUUUCAUAAUUUUAAACCAAUAAAAAUUGAAUUAGAGCAAUUAAGUUUUUUGAAAUUUGCAAUUGAUUAAUAAAAUAUGCAUUGAAAAUAUAAAAGAUGGAUCUUAUUGAAACAAUUUUUUUUUUUAGAAUAUGUAAUUUUAAGGAACAAAUUCUUUUGUAAUAAUAUGUAAUCGGUCUCGUAAUAUUAAAUAUAUUUGCUUAUGUGGUGUUACAGAAAAAAAUUUGCUUAAUUAUGUGGUUGUGAGAAUAAGAAAAUUCGUAUAUCUGACAGAGUCAUAGCUUUGAUCCAAAUCACCGAAGCCAUAGGCUGAAAAGUAGCCACCAAAUUAAAAAAUUAAAAGAAAUUAGUAAUGAAUUACUUGAAAGUUCUCGAUUAAUUAAAAAUCAACACCCCCACAAAGGUCGUCUUUUUACCUUUUUAGGUUUUUUGGGCAAAAAAAAACUGAUUCAAUCCUUACUACACACCACAAGACUGAGACAAAGGCAAAAUAUGUACCGAUCCGCAAGCUGGAGCCGCGUGACUGAGGAUUACUCAGUACCUUGGUCUGCGCCGAAGGGAUUAUGGAAAGGCCUAGACGAAGACGAGCCGACUACAUACGACCCUACGAGCCAGGAAGUGACAAAGAAGGAGAAGUCACGUGUCAAAUUUGCUGAAAACGCUGUUCACAUAAUCCCCUUUGUCCUUCUCGCUUGUGCUCUCAUCCUUUGGUUUUUCUCUAACCCAAAUGUAGAUGUUGGGGUAAAAGAGGAAUCAAUUGCGGCUAGGAUCAAAGGAUUAACGAUUGAAGGAGACAUUGACAAUGACAGCGACGGAACUCAGACCGGAUUCUUAGGCACCGCCACAGAAGUGGGAGGUUCAUAUAAGUCGAAGCUAAAACGCGACGUUAAUAAGCGUCAUCGGAGGAUACAAACUUCAAGGAAAGUGGUGAAAGGAUUUUAUUAGUAUUUUUUGGGGGCUAAAAAGGAGUUCCCUACAUUUUAACAACUUAAAUCGAUUUUUAUUUCCUAUUUUCCCGCAUUUUGAUUGAGAUGUGUUACUUUGGUUACGUUUUGCUUUAUACUUUCUCAAAUAAUAUCCACCAGAACUACAUUAAUGAAAAAAAGUCUAAUGAUAAAGAGCUAUUCCGUUGGUCUUAUUUCCUACUUAUUUUUUUUUUUAACAAACGACUAUAGACUAUAAUUAUAGAAAGUCUUUACAACAACAAAAAAAAAAUCUCUACAAAAUAUUUCUGAACCUACCAAGUUUGCAAAACAGAAACGGCUGUCGAGGUCUUCUAGGAUAUAAAAGAUGCUUCUAAACACAUGUGCCAGAUCUAGUGCUACUCUCCCCUUCAC